UUGUCCGGGCAUGUGGGAGCCUCUGCCUUCCUUGCGACCAUGUGGAGGCCGGAAGAGGGACUUUCGGGUGUCCGGGUGCUGAGCAGUAGUGGGUCACAGCCUGGUAGAGAGAUGGCCACCUACGUUCCCCUCAAUGAGCUUGCAGGGAUGGCAACAAAAGAGAGCUCCGAGUACUUUCAGUGCUCAAGCACACCUUUUACCGCCUGCGGUAGUAAGGACACACCUUGGUGGUGGCACAAGAGGCGGAGCCGGCGGCACCAGCGGUUCAUGGUACACAAGGCCUUUCUAGAGAAGCGAGGUGUGCUGAAUACGCCUCAGGAGUCAGAGGGCACCCUCCAGUUGGCCAGACCAGAGGUUCUGGAGGACACAGAGGCCACCAGGUGUAGUACACAUCAGGCUAUACUCAGAUCACCUGAUACCCAACCCAGAACAAAACUGAUUCAGAAGAUUGAACCCAGCAAGGGCAGUGCGUCUGGCCAUGCUAUGCCCAGCAAGUGUGUGGCCAUUGACUGUGAGAUGGUGGGUACUGGCCCUGGUGGGCGAGUGAGUGAGCUGGCCCGAUGCUCAGUGGUGAGUUACCACGGAGACGUUCUAUAUGACAAAUACAUCCGGCCCGAGACACCCAUUGUGGAUUAUCGAACCCGCUGGAGUGGCAUCACCCGACAGCAUAUGCAGAAUGCUAUCCCCUUCAGAGUGGCACAAAAGGAGAUCCUUAAGCUGCUGAAGGGCAAGUUGGUGGUGGGCCACGCACUCCAUAAUGACUUCCGGGCCCUCAAAUACUUCCAUCCCCGGAGACAAACUCGGGACACUCUUUCUGUCCCUAGCCUAAUCAACCAAACGGGUUUCCCUGUCCGAGCCCAAUCCUCUUCUCUCAAGAACCUGGCCCUGCAACUGCUGAACAAAAGAAUACAGGUUGGCCAGUAUGGGCAUUCAUCUGUGGAAGAUGCCACAACUGCCAUGGAGCUCUAUCGGUUGGUCGAGGUGCAGUGGGAGCUGCAGGAGGCCAGCAGCCACCCUUCAAACUGUGAGGACAGCCUUCAGGACAGUGGCACAGACACCGAGCACUACAUGGAAGACCAGUUCUGGCUAGAAGAUCAGACUGAAGGCUGUAAAUGAUCGAAGGGCUCCCAGGGUGGGAAGAGUAUGAGCUUCUGUGGGUAGCCCGGUAAAAUUGGCCUUGUAAUGUGUGUGGGAAGAAUGGCUCUUCUGGUACUGUGGCCAUGGGGCCCAUUCAUGCAAUGAGUUGAUCCAAAGAGAUCUCCAAUUUAGCCUCCUUUGUCAGGUGGGAGCAUGAGAAUGCUUUGGCUUCUAGGGUGAUGUGGAUUGGGAACCUUUUCCCCCCAUCCUCUCUGGGCAUUCUAGGAGCCAGUUUCUUCUGAUUUCAGCCACAAUUACUUUGAAGACAUAUUAGUGGUAAAUUAUCAAACCAACCUUUCUGGGGAGGAAGGCUGGUGAGGAGGUUACAUCUUUUGAUGUCUCAGUGAGCAAUGUUUUGUGAAAUUCACAAGACAUUCCAAGACUUUGUGUAUUCUUCUUGAACAAGUGAUGCACAGUGUCCCUGCACCACCUGCCUAUUCCCAAGUUACCCUGGUUUUAAAGGAUAUACUGUGCACAGGGUGUGUUUUUAUACCCUUAUCCUCAUCUAUAAAAUGGGGGUACUUAUUGUUAUUCAGGGACAGGCUACAAAUAUAGGGAGAGAGCACUGGAUUUAAAGUCAGUGGAUCUGAGUUUACACCCUGUCUCGGUCACCUACCUCUGUGACCUUGGGCAAGUCAUUUAAAUAAUCUGAGCCUCAGUUUCCUCAUCUGUAAAAUGAGGGGGUUGGACUAGAUGACCUCUAAGGUUCCUUCCAACUCUGAUCUGUGAUCUCAGGGAAUAGAGGAAUUACAACUUGAGUUUUGAGCUUAGGUUAAAGUGCUGUAACAGACUAAAAGUAUGAAAUUCUCUAAUCCAACCAAGCUUACAAUAAUAGGGCAAAGAAAAGAGGUUUGAACCUCAGUCAUUCUAAAUUCCUACCAUCUUUCCUGUAGGACCAGUAUGGGUUCUGCAGGGGGAAAGUAAUUCACCCAGAAGCACCCAUUGGUGGCUGGGUGUCAUAUAAUAGAAAGAGGACUAGCUUUGGACUCAGAAUUGGUUGGAAUCUCAUUUCUGCGGCUUACUCUCUGUGACCUUGGUUAAGUCUUUUACCUCUCUUUGCCUUGGUUUCCUUCUCUGUAAAGAGAGAGGAUUGUACUGAUGUCUUAAGGACCAGUCCAGCUCUGAAACCUUCUAUUAUCCUGUGAUAAUUCACAGGAUCUGAUGACUUUGUUUACAUGCUUUCUUUGCCUCCAUUCCCUGGAAUUUACAGUGGCUGCUCAGAACACCUCUCUUUGCUGGUGUGUUGGCAGAAGGAGAAGGAGAAAGCUGUUCAGUUUCAGUGUUCCUAAUUGACACAUUUCCAUUGGCUUGAAUCAGGAAUUCUUCUCCAUCACUAGUGCUGAACUUUUGUAAGGGGACCCCAAGAACAGUAGCAUAUUUGUACAUUUGGGGUUCCCUGAAUAAAAAAUGCCAUCCUUUCCACUCCAGAAAGCAUCAGAGCAUCUCACUAUAUAGAUGAGGAAAGUGAAACCUGGAGUGACAUUGACUUGACCAAGAUCAUCCAGCCAGUUGAUUAUAAAACCUAUUGAUUGGAGAACAAGGAUUUACUCUCUAGUUGGGGUUAUUUGAGGAGUACUUAGUCCUAUGCAAAGAUCAUCCCCUUUGAUUUACAUUCAUUGUUAGUUUUUAUGUACAUUGAUUGUCAGCGAUUCACUUCAUUUUACAGAGUAUUUUCUCCUUAUUUCUUCUUGCCUCUUCUUCCUCUUACAUCCCUCCCUUUAACUCUUCCAGCUCCUUCCUUUUGUAUUGUUUAGCUCCCUCAAGUGCCAUUUUACUCUUCUUCAGGAAAGCACUUUUUAGAAAUGUCUGAGCAUGCUAGGGUUUCUAAGAAAAGGGUUGAGAACCCUUGGCUUAGACAGACUAUUUAUUGUUUAGACUUGAAUAUCCAGCAGGUGCUAUUUGUGACCCAGACUCAGAUGUGGUACCUCUACCUGGUGGGCUUAUUUAUUCUCAAUUCAGGCACUGGAGCACUUGUGCCUCAUGAUUAAUUGGUAGACCAUUGGCCUGGGCUGUUGGAAGACUCCAGAUAUCCAAUAUGACCCUCUUAGUUGCCCGAGACCCCCAGUCCCUCAUCCCCUGCCCCUGGCCAACCAGCAUGUCAUUUACAUUAAUUUGGGAGAGAGUAUAAAAAGUUUCCUAGAUGUGGGAUCUUUGUGGCAACUGGGGACAUUCUCUGUUUUUGUAUCCCUGGGCUCAACAGUGCUUGGCACAUAGUAGGCACUUAAUAAAUGCUGGUUGAUUGAUUGGCUGAUGAUAGUUGCUACAGUCAACUCUCACUUACUUCCUUUUCCCAGCAUCUCUACUGACAGUCUGGGAUUUCUUUCUCCUUCAUGCACAGCUGGUGUUUCCAGGGAAUGAAAUGGAUUUUCACAUGAUCUUGAUUGAAGGAUGACUUACAGAUGCAGCUAAGAAUAAAAUCACAUGAUGCAUUCCAAAGCCAGAUAUCGAUUGCUUUGGGGUUAUCUGCUCUUACUAACUUUAUUUUUGUCACUGCCUCCAUCCAUUAUUGAAGAUCAUUGAGGGUUGACUAUAUACAUUUUAGAUGACAUCGUAGUUGUUUGCCUUUCCUGAGGAGUUUCUUCACUUAAAUUGCAGAAUGCUAGUCUUCCAUGAGUUUACAGCAGGCCUGAUCUGAUCUGUGAAGACCAACUUUCUAGCAUUUAAUACUGGAGCAGCAGAUCCUGUGGCUUUCUGGGGCUGGUUUCCUCUGAGGUUUCAACCUCCCAGUUUGGCUGGGAAUUGUAGCAAUGGAGUCACUGUGCCCAGGACUGACCAAGAAGCAGAAGGAGAAGCAGAAAGUAGGUGGAAAGAUUGCUGAGUGGACAAAAUAGGGAGGAAUACCUACAAUCUGACCUCCCUUACUGUGGUUGGUGGGAAAAGGGAGGGACUGGGAUAGAUUUAGAUUGUAUUUGAAACCACCCAUUGUAAACUGUUGCCAUUGACUGAAUAAAUCUCAUUUGAGAAGACCUG
This is a messenger RNA of Vombatus ursinus (common wombat), 4107 nucleotides long. RefSeq names its product apoptosis enhancing nuclease (gene AEN). The record is from RefSeq and is a predicted model, not a curated record. Gene Ontology annotation, molecular function: exonuclease activity; nucleic acid binding. NCBI's taxonomy places the organism in Eukaryota, Metazoa, Chordata, Mammalia, Diprotodontia, Vombatidae. The transcript is spliced from 4 exons. Bases 40 to 1116 code for a protein of 358 amino acids. Gene Ontology annotation, cellular component: nucleus.